Vollenhovia emeryi is the source of this 2411-nucleotide messenger RNA. RefSeq names its product fatty acid synthase-like. The coding region runs from base 354 to 2411 and encodes 685 amino acids. Gene Ontology annotation, biological process: fatty acid biosynthetic process. The transcript has 9 exons. NCBI's taxonomy places the organism in Eukaryota, Metazoa, Arthropoda, Insecta, Hymenoptera, Formicidae. The record is from RefSeq and is a predicted model, not a curated record. Gene Ontology annotation, molecular function: fatty acid synthase activity; 3-oxoacyl-[acyl-carrier-protein] synthase activity.
AUUAAAUUAGCAUAAUACGACAUAUUGUUCCGUUACAUAGGAAAGUUAAUGAAGGAAAGGUUACAAGGCGGCAUCCGGGAAAAUUUGACGUACAUCCUCUAAUAACGGAAUUCAUUAAAUAAAUUUGAAUUACAUACUUAAAAAACAUCAGAAGCUUAACAACACAUCAUAAUGAGGUAACAAUAAUCUAUAAAUAGUAAGCGUUGCAUUGCAAUGGUUAUUUGAGGUGGUGUCUUCGUGCAGAGUGGUAUUUCACUUAAGUAGCAGAAUUAUUUUUCUUAGCCGAACUCGCACGAUAUUACAGUGAUACUACCAAUAUCAAGAUCAGAUUAUCCGAGAAAAUAAUCGAAACCAUGGAUGAUAAAGAAUCAUAUAAAUCGUGGGACGGUAUUGACUCCGGCGAGGAAAUUGUUAUUUCUGGUAUAGCUGGUAGAUUUCCAGAUUCAGAUAAUAUGAAUCAGUUACGAGAAAAUUUAUUUAAUAAACUUGAACUUGUUAGAGCAGAUCAUGGGCGAUGGUUGACAGAAAAACCGGAUCUACCAAGCCGUAUGGGAGUAAUUAAUAACGUUAAAAAGUUUGACGCGGAUUUCUUCGACUUUUCUUUUGAGCAAGCGCAAACACUUGCACCUGAAAUAAGAGCAUUAUUGGAACAUUCUUAUGAAGCAAUUAUUGAUGCGGGGAUCAAUCCAAAGCAAUUGCGAGGAAAAAAUACCGCCGUGAUCAUAGGGAACUCCUUCUGUGAAACGCAAGUUAACUUGAUGUAUACGGAUCUUAAGCUAAAUGGUCUGAAUAUUACUGGAUGUUCAAAAUCUUCACUGGCAAACAUGAUUUCGCACCAUUUUGACCUGACAGGACCAUCACAAGUAGUCGAUACAGCCUGCAGCUCUAGUCUUUAUGCCCUAAACGUUGGUUACCGUAAUAUCAUGUCGGGCCAAUGUGAAGACGCGAUAAUUGGAGCUGCACAACUAAAUAUUAAUUCACUUAUACAUAUGCAAUUCUCUCGUCUUGGUGUUUUGUCACUCAAUAGUGAGUGCAGACCUUUCGAUAAAGCUGCAAACGGUUAUGUACGUAGCGAAACGGUGUCAGUGAUAUAUCUUCAAAAAGCAAAGAAUGCGAAAAGGAUUUACGUUAUAAUUCCCCAUAUUAAAACAAACUCCGAUGGUUAUAAAGAAGAAGGAGUAACAUACCCAUCGACCCAUAUUCAAACUGCUUUGCUAUCCGAAUUUUAUGAUGAGUGCGGAAUACCGACAUCUUGCGUGGAUUACAUUGAAGCACAUGGUACUGCUACCAAAGUCGGCGAUCCUCAGGAAGUCAAUGCUCUUCAUAACGUUUUUUGUAAGAAUAGAGAAACUCCUUUAAUGAUUGGCUCCGUAAAAUCCAAUCUUGGUCAUGCUGAAGCUGCAAGUGGUUUAACUCAACUUGCUAAGGUAAUAAUUGCAUUUGAAACCGGUAUUGUUCCACCACAUAUCAAUUAUACAUCACCACGAGAUGAUAUAGACAGCAUAAAAAAUGGAGCUAUCUGUGUCGUUACAAGUCCAAUGCCACUUAAAAAUGGUUACAUAGGUAUUAAUUCUUUCGGUUUCGGGGGAGCUAAUGCUCACAUGUUAGUAAAGUGGAACCCCAAACAAAAAGUUGACAAUAAUGCGCCUAAUGAUGACCUGCCAAGACUUGUAAUAUUAUCUGGAUGCACUGAAGACGCAGUAAACUUGUUCUUAAACGAUGCUGCUAAUCAUCCGAAAAAUAUAGAAUAUAUCCGGUUACUGCAUGAUAUUCAUGCGGAUAAUAUAGACGGUCACUCGUGGAGAGGAUUUACCAUAUUAAAUACUUUGCGACAAGAUUCAAUAAAGGAAAUUCAAAAUUUUGAAAAUGUGAAGAGACCUGUUUGGUUUAUAUUUUCUGCUUUAGGCUCGCAAUGGCCAGGAAUGGGUCAAAACUUAUUAAAAUUGCAUGUCUUUGCAAAUACUAUAAAAAUGUGCGAUGUUGCUUUAAAACCAUAUGGUAUAAGCGUCACGAAUAUUUUGACAACAACAGACGAAAAAGUGUGCAAAGACGCAUUAAACGCAUUUGUUGGGAUUGUUGCUAUUCAGAUUGGUAUAGUAGAACUUUUAACAUUAUUAGGAAUUAUUCCGGAUUAUAUGAUUAGUCACUCUGCUGGUGAACUUGGUUGUGCGUACGCGGAUGGAUGUCUUACUAUUGAACAAGCUAUUUUAGCAGCAUAUUUUAUUGGUUUGUCGUGUAUCGAAGAAACAAUCAUUCGCAGUUCUACGGCAAUUAUCAAUCUCAAUUACGAGUGUCUCGAAAGCAUAUGUCCAGUAGAUAUUGAAAUAAUAUGUCGUAAUAGCGAGAAUAGUAACAUUGUGAGUGGGCCCUCAAAAUCCAUACGAGAAUUUAUGAACAAACUACAGGUAUAA